Molecule: messenger RNA, 4262 nt
Organism: Manduca sexta (tobacco hornworm)
Lineage: Eukaryota; Metazoa; Arthropoda; Insecta; Lepidoptera; Sphingidae
Gene: mts
Product: serine/threonine-protein phosphatase 2A catalytic subunit beta isoform
Exons: 7
Coding region: 177-1106 (309 amino acids)
Biological process (GO): mitotic cell cycle; peptidyl-serine dephosphorylation
Cellular component (GO): cytosol
Molecular function (GO): protein serine/threonine phosphatase activity
Source: RefSeq, a predicted model, not a curated record
GAGCUCUUCUGAAAAUUGACGUCACGCAAACGCCAUUUUGUAAAGUGUCUGCUGUAGUCAGUUUUUUGGGCACAGUGUAAAAUACAAAAUUCGCAUGGUUUUGUGUACAUUUAAAACAUAAAGACAAUCAAAAUACCCAGUUAACGUCUAGUACGUUAAUUCCACAGACACAAAGCAUGGAGGACAAGGCGUCGUUAAAAGAACUGGAUCAAUGGAUAGAACAACUAAACGAAUGCAAGCAAUUGACAGAAAAUCAAGUAAAAACGUUAUGCGACAAGGCAAAGGAGAUCCUCACCAAGGAGUCUAACGUGCAAGAGGUGAAAUGUCCGGUGACGGUGUGCGGGGACGUGCACGGCCAGUUCCACGACCUGAUGGAGCUGUUCCGCAUCGGAGGCCGCUCGCCCGACACCAACUACCUGUUCAUGGGCGACUAUGUCGAUCGCGGAUACUACAGCGUCGAGACGGUCACAUUGCUCGUCGCGCUUAAGGUUAGAUACCGCGAGAGAAUAACAAUCCUGCGCGGCAACCACGAGUCUCGCCAGAUCACCCAAGUGUACGGCUUCUACGACGAGUGCCUGCGGAAGUACGGCAACGCGUCCGUGUGGAAGCACUUCACGGACCUGUUCGACUUCCUCCCGCUGACUGCGCUGGUGGACGGCCAGAUCUUCUGUCUGCACGGAGGGCUGAGUCCGUCUAUAGACACGCUCGACCACAUCAGGGCGCUGGAUCGCCUCCAGGAAGUGCCGCAUGAGGGUCCUAUGUGCGAUCUCUUGUGGAGCGACCCCGAUGACAGAGGCGGAUGGGGUAUAUCGCCGCGCGGCGCCGGCUACACCUUCGGGCAAGACAUCUCGGAGACGUUCAACCACAGCAACGGGCUGACGCUGGUCUCGCGGGCGCAUCAGCUCGUCAUGGAGGGAUACAACUGGUGCCACGAUAGGAACGUCGUCACUAUAUUCUCAGCGCCCAAUUACUGCUAUAGGUGUGGUAAUCAAGCUGCCAUUAUGGAAUUGGAUGAUGCGCUUAAGUACUCAUUCCUUCAGUUCGACCCGGCCCCGCGACGUGGCGAGCCGCAUGUCACACGGCGGACGCCCGAUUACUUCAUGUAGGCUGCAACGGAGGCGCACACCAAGCAGGAGUGUCGGGCGGGCGCGGGCGCGGGUGCGGGCGCGGGUGCGGGCGCGGGCGCGGCGCUGCGGCGCAGGCGUGCGGCGGGCGCGCGCCACGCGGGCCGACACGCGCCGCUGCGCGAGCGCACGCGCCGCCUCGAGAGCUUGCUGCGCGUGGCGCAGUGGCUCGCCAACGUGUGACCCACCGCGCGCCACCUGCCACGCGCCACGCACGCGCCACACGCCCGCCACGCUCCCGCCUCCACGCGGCACCACCUCCGUCACCCCGAUCCUUCUCUGUGUAAAUGUAUCAACUUGCGUCACUUUGCUAGCCUGAUCGAUAUCUGUUCGCGACUCUACGACUGUCUCCAUUGCGUAUGGCGUCAAUCAAAUGUAUUGUAAUAGUGAAUACGACAUGUACAAAUAAAGAAUGGAACACGAAAUGUCAACAUUUUUUAUUUACCAUCUUUAAAAUAAUAAAAUUUGUGUGUGUGAAGGAUAAAAAAAUGUUGCCAUUUUGAAAACCCUUUCUUUCAAUGUACAUGUUGUAGAUGGAGAUAUAAUGUCGAUAGUGCGCGAAUAUCAGAUUAAAUAUUGUUUUCAAUCAUAACAUAGUAUGCGUACGUGUGAGAUUGGUUGCUAGUCAAUGUGUCGAAUGCGUCUUUGUUUGCAAAAUAAACGCGAUAAAUUUUAUCUCAUCAUAACAAGGUAUGACAGUUCAUACCGAUAAAGAUCAUUGAACGAAAAUAGAUGAAAUUAUCGAAAGCGCCAAUUUUAAAGAGCUAAUCAAUUAAUUUCCAUUACGUAAGUGAAUGAAGUUAUCAUACGAUUUGCGGGAGUUGCGUUGAUAAUUUUACAUGAUAUCAAUCAUUCGCCGACGUAUAGAGAUCAUCGAGUAUGUAUUUGUUGUGGCGCGUGUCAUUCGUGACUGACUCGGCGACGUCGACAUCUAUAAACCCACUGCUCAUCGGAAACGUUCGGUCCAUUCAUACAUUUGUUUCGAGUUGGUAAAAAGCAGUAGCGGUUUGUCGCCGUCGCCGAUGUUCGUUAUAUAGGACGCGUGCUUGAGCGUAUUGUGUGUUUGUGUGCGUGAAUGAGUGAGAAGCGGCACGGGGUUACAUUAUUGCGAACGUCAUCCCGCGGCCAUACUGUAGCGAUCGUUGCAUACGUCACGUAGUAUCUCGUGUCUAAGCGGGACAUUAAUAUCGUUACAAUAAAAAUACGUGGGCUCAAGGAAGGGAUGUGGUCCCAUGAAGACGCGCCAUUGUCUCGCCGAGGUGUGACGUGUGCAAGGGUCUCGUGAUGGGGCAGGCGUGGCGGCGGUGGGCGGCGUCGGGCGGCGAGGUUGUUCUGUAAGUGGUUGACCGUAGUGCCAGUCGUUAGGUUCUUGCCCGUACACUGCAUACGCCCGUGCGCCGUUUAUGCUGGUAUGUUCAUUAUUAGCGCCCGGAGAGCGACAUUACUAUUGUAUCAAUACAGUUUAUGUAUCAGACUCUUAAACCUUAUUAAAUGGCGUCGUUUUGCUCACCACGUGGUUUUAUUUCGCAUCCGUCAGUCACCAUCGAUUGAUCAAUGGACAUACCAUCAUAAUAAUCUUUGGUGACUAUUACACAUUCACCGACGUCAGCGUCGCGGUGGCGUGCCGUUUGUGACGUGGCGUCGCGUCUGUUGGUACUCCUUCAGUGCUAAUUUCCAUGCGUAAUAUUUGUAAUAGUACGCGGCGUGACGUCACAGACGACACUACGAUGACAGUCGUGACCCAACACUUGUCGAGUUGAUGUACCGAUACAAAGCGAUAAACUUGAAACUUUUAAUUUGUUUGUAAGCCAAAUUUGUGUUAUCAUUUUAUGCUAAUAUUUUUACUUUACGCCUGAACAAUUAAAUAAUUUUUUACCGUCGGAUAGUUAAUUUUUUUAUGUACCACAGUGUUUUCCACGCAGACAGGUCCAUGAGUAUACAGGUGGAGUUUACACGAUAACAGAGCGAUAGAGCGAGGCAUUUAACUUUACGAGAUAACGGUAUUAUAUGUAAUGUUUAGUAUAAUUAUUAUUGUCGUUUUAUUUUUACUCUCGUGACUACUUAUUGAAAGUAUUAGGACAUAGUGUAUAACCCAGUGCAAUCUUUCCAAACAAAUGCAUGAGAAUAAUGUGCGUUUCAGUGUGUACUAUCGAAAUUAUCAGUUAUUUAAUGUCUCAGUACCUGUACGACACGACUCGUUGUUAAUUUUAGGUAAUUUUGUAAAUACCUAAAGAUGAAGGCAUUGCAUAGGUUGUUAUUUUUUAAAAUAAGUUUCUUAAUGUUUCACGUAGUUGUAAUACUCUGUACGCGGAAACAUUGAUCCGAGGUAAGUGAAAAUAUACAAACGGAGCAUUCAACAGGAUUGUUUGCAAAAUUAUUAUUUUAUACAAAUUAAUAUCUAGUAUACAUUAUAGCAUACGUAUAAGGGAGUUAUGUGAAAUUGUUAGUUUGGGAAUGUUGAAGGCGCCCCGUUCUACUUUUACCUAAAGCAUUUCUAUUUAUAGAAUUACUGGCAAAAGUAAAUGUUUAGAGUGUGUACUUGAAACUCUGUCUCUGAUCACUUUUGUCGGUGCCAUCUCGAUACGAAACCUGUACUAUCUAUGGUUGGCAUAGUUAUAAUUAUUUUAUAUGAUCAAAUAUUAUAAUGAAAACGCGUGUGUACUGUUAAUACAAAGACCCCACCAAUGACACCUGAAGCCACACGUUUGUUUCUAAUAAGUAUUAAGUAAGUUAUAGGUAAAAAAAAUAAUUAUAAUGCCCAAAAAAAAAACAAAAAAAAAAUGUAAUGAUGCCGAGCCUCGUUAGCGUGAAAUAAAUAAGGACAGUAACACGGUUGCACAAGGUUGAUUUUUCCGCUUCUGGCGUUAUUUCACCCGAUCGAUGCUCGUAUAAAAUUAAAUUAAGGCUUCCCUGGCAUACCGCAAGUCGAUCGACACCGGCGAAUGAAACGCGGAUACUGUACGCGUCGUGUUGUAUGAGCGUUCGCUGUUUUACCGCCAUUUAUGUUCGUUGUAUUCAGACAAGAAAAAAUAGCUACAUAAUGGCAAUAAUGUAAACACAAGAUGAUUUAGAUAAUUUAUUCUUGCAACUAUAUGCUACAGAUUAGAAUUAGAUAAUAAAUGAAAAUAAUUGUAAAAA